Messenger RNA from Benincasa hispida (wax gourd), 561 nucleotides. Its product is annotated as MLP-like protein 329. Lineage: Eukaryota; Viridiplantae; Streptophyta; Magnoliopsida; Cucurbitales; Cucurbitaceae. Gene Ontology annotation, biological process: defense response. The record is from RefSeq and is a predicted model, not a curated record.
AACAAUGGCUCUUAUUGGAAAGCUUGUGAGUGAAUUAGAAAUCCAUUCAAAUGCAAACAAAUUUUACAAUUUCUUCAAACAUCAAAUAUUCCAUAUUCCAAGCCUUUCUCCAAAGUUGAUCCAAAAAGUUAAAGUUCAUGAAGAGGAUUGGAACACCCAUGCUCACGUCUCCACCAAAAUUUGGAUUUACACUAUUGAUGGUAAAGCAGAAGUUUUCAAAGAGCGAGUGGAGUUCGAUGACAAGAAAUUAGUGAUGACCUUGGUUGGAUUGGAAGGAGGUGUGUUUAAGCAUUACAAAACUUUCAAGCUUACAUAUCAAAUUGUGCCAAAAGAACCUGAGCGUAGUUUGGUAAUAUUGAUCUUGGAAUAUGAGAAGCUUGAUGAUGGCUCUACUUAUCCUUAUAAAUACACUGAUCUAUUGAGUAACAUCAUCAAAGAUAUUGAAUCACACCUUAAAUAAUAACAUCGCAUGACUCGAUUUGAGCUUCGUGUUUCUUAACGAUUUGAUAUGAUUUACGAUUGUGUCAGAUUUAUAAUUAUUAGAGAUUUUGAGUGUUAUGU